This is a messenger RNA of Ochotona curzoniae (black-lipped pika), 333 nucleotides long. RefSeq names its product A-kinase anchor inhibitor 1 (gene AKAIN1). NCBI's taxonomy places the organism in Eukaryota, Metazoa, Chordata, Mammalia, Lagomorpha, Ochotonidae. The transcript has 2 exons. The record is from RefSeq and is a predicted model, not a curated record. Bases 1 to 333 code for a protein of 110 amino acids.
AUGGACCAGAGCUGUCUCCAGACCAUCUCCAGCAAGCAGUUGAGGGUGGUGGAGGAUGAAAGGUGCAUGCAUUGCGCGGGCCAAACGGAGAUUGUGUUGGAAAGGAGAAAGGGAGACGAGAGCUGCUGUGCUCCAGAAGGUGAGAAACCUGGAAAUGAGCCUGAAGAAGUGAAGCUGCAGAAUGCCAGCAGACAGAUUGUGCAGAAUGCCAUCCUACAGGCUGUGCGGCAAGUCUCCCAGGAGAGCCAACGGGUGGAAACCAGCAGCAGCGACAGCCGGAGUCGCUGCCAGCUGGGCAUGGGGGAGUUAACCAAGAAGCAUGAGAAGAAGUAA